Messenger RNA from Seminavis robusta, 846 nucleotides. The record is from the annotation of a GenBank genome assembly. NCBI's taxonomy places the organism in Eukaryota, Bacillariophyta, Bacillariophyceae, Naviculales, Naviculaceae.
AUGGAGUUUGUAAGAGAUCUCAAUGAUUUUGAAACCUAUGGAGAAUCGGUUCUGACGGAUGUUGACACAGUUACGAAUGAGUCCGUGACUGGGACGAUUGAGUCAGAUUUAGAAGGAGUCGUGGAAGAUGGAGAAGACAACGAGGAAUUAGUGGAUGACGACGGAAGGGUGUUGGCGGCACCUGAGAAGAAAAAACGAGCGAAACUCCAGCAUAUAUGUUUGACACUCUGGGACACUUCUGUAAUUCACCGAGCGGAAUUGAAACAAAUGUUGAAAAAAGAAAAAUGGUGUGGCUAUGUCGAGGGUAAGGAGGGCAGUCGCACCGAUCGACAUGAUCUUCGGAAUGCUAUAUACGAGGAGGGUGUCCAAGAUCUAAAGGAAUUGAGGUACCGUUUCCCGAAUCAGAUGGCUGCUCCUGGAGGUGAAGCUUACACUAGAAAAUUGAUGAACGAUGUCACACCAGUACACGAACCAGAAAGAUCUGAAAGGGAGCAUCUCUGGGCGAGAGAAUUGAGGUGUAAGCUGAUGGGGGCGAACAAUGGUCGUGAGAUUAUCACUGUUCACAGCAUGCAGACUCGCCAAGGGAAAAGUAAAAUGAUGGAGCGCUUGGAGUUCGAGUACAAUCAACGGAGAGAAGGAUCCUGUUUGAUCAUGACGGUCGCACCUGCUAGGGACAUGAUGGAUACUAUCAAGGAUUUCAAGCAUACCCUAGAGCUGUUAAUCAUUGAAAUCCCCAAGGCGAAGGGUGAGCUGGCAUUCCUUAAAGGAGCAUUUGGAAUGAUGGAGCACAUCAAGAAUGGGCAAACAUUUGCAUCAAAAUUCAUGACCGAGGCAGUUCGGUUUUAA